GAACGCUCGUUCAUCACCACCAAAGCACAGGCAGAACGCGAAAGAAUACUCUGCCAGCACACGCCAUCUGACAUAUCUUUCCUUUGCUGAAUCUCAGAAAGGAAUUUGAGAUUCAUAUAAGAUCGAGCUUUACAAGUUCGCGCUUGUUUUGCAACGUUCCGCUCCGAACCCAGUCAACCGGAUAUCAGCGUCACCUUUGCAGCCUGAUCAUUGCACAGCCCGGUCUUGAGGCCUCAAGCAUUUAAGGCCUUUGCCCACUUCGACUUCCUGCACGGAAAACCGAUAACCAUCAACUUUAUAGUUUAUUCGCCACUUUGCAACAUGUCUUCCACAAUUGGUAAUCCGCUCAGCGCUGGUUCGCUGUCGACGAUCAUGGCGAAAAGCUUGCCAAGCGGCGCCUCUAUCGAGAAUGCCUUCGAAGCGAUCGCAUUGGCAGUUCACAGUGGAAUGAUUGCAGUGGGAUUCAGACUCAAAGGCCUCGGAGAGGAUCACAGAAUACAGGCAUCGGCGGAUUCAGAUGCUCCGCAACAGCUGCCUGCGGAGUGGAAAGCGUCAUCAAACUACGUAUUCCGAUACUCACAUCCUCAGUCGAGUAUGGAAUUCGUUGUCAAAGUUGGGCGCUUGGGAUCGAAAGCUACCGUCGACGCCAUCGCCAUAGGAGAUGAUAAGCGCGCAUCAUUUGAUAUUACAGCCUACGACUAUGUCUCUCGCAGCAAUCUACCAUCGAACCCCAUGACCGACUCCACGAAGGAGGAAGAAUCCAAACAAAAGCUGCUAGAUGUUUUUAUCUCAGCCGGCCGGUUAUCAGAUCUAGGCUCACUCUUGAAGCUCAAAAUAAUCCAGAAAGUCGCGCCAGGGAUUUCAAAGGAAGGCUACGAGGAAGAGAACACUGCAAGCCCGUCGCAACGCAGGGAUCCCAACGAGACCGGCGAGCCCAAUUUGCGUGAGCCCCAACACCCGUCGUACAACCCCCUGCACGAUCCGCAAUUUCACAACCCACCAACCCGUCCGCACCCGUUCAACGACCCAAACAUCCCACAACCGAGUCGACCUCCAGUUCCACCUGGUCUGGAGCCUCCUGGCUUCGAAGACGAAUACGACAUCCUCCGCCAGCCAGGUGGACGCCGAGGCCCACCGCGCAACCCGCUCAGCAUCGGUCACGACGAUUUGUAUCCGGCAGGCCUGGGACCUCACGAUCCCAUCUACGGCGGAGGUGUAGGCCCCAUGAGAGGGGGUCUCGGUGGCAGCGGCGGUAUGCACCCCACGUUCGACGACCCUAUAUUUGGCGGCGGCCAGGGGGAGAGAAGGGGUGAUCCCCAGGUCCCGGGUGGCGCAAGGUACGAUCCUGUCUACCCCGGAGAUCCAAGGGGCGGACCGGGCCACUUCCCCGGCGCGGGACACCGAGGGCCAUUCGGUGGUGGCGGAUCCUCUAAUCCAUUCGGUGGAUUUGGAGGUGGUGAUUUCAUUUGAGCGCACGUGGCAACCAGGCUUGCUAAUUCUCCCAGCAUGAGUCGAAUAGUGAUCUUGUCAUCUGGACGUGUGACAUGUGAAAAUUAUCAUGCUUCAUGUAUGUAAUGAACAAACGAGAGAAUUCAAAGUGUUCACGUAAAACGUAAAGAUUUCAUAGCUAUCAUUCCAG
This is a messenger RNA of Verruconis gallopava, 1639 nucleotides long. RefSeq lists its product as uncharacterized. The record is from RefSeq and is a predicted model, not a curated record. The transcript is spliced from 2 exons. Lineage: Eukaryota; Fungi; Ascomycota; Dothideomycetes; Venturiales; Sympoventuriaceae. Gene Ontology annotation, molecular function: endopeptidase inhibitor activity; proteasome binding. The coding region runs from base 322 to 1470 and encodes 382 amino acids. Gene Ontology annotation, biological process: proteasome-mediated ubiquitin-dependent protein catabolic process.